AUGGCCGCCUCUCAAGCUGCAGGGCUCGUGGAAAAGGUCAUUGGACAUGGAGACAAUGCAGCUGUCACGACUGAUGUGAGCAAUUAUUCCAAGAAUGAAUAUGGACAGGGGACGGGUGGCAGAAUCAAGGCGACAACCUGGCAAGGAAAAAACAGCAUCAAAGUUGUCGAAAUGCCUAAACCUAGGGUGAUUGACGAAGCUGAUGUCAUCGUCAAGGUGACGGGAAGCACAAUUUGUGGAAGCGAUCUCCAUUUAUAUCAUGGCGUCAUUCCCGAACUUGAAAAGGGCGAUGUUCUCGGACAUGAGUUCUGUGGUGUAAUUGAAAGCGUGGGACCUGGUGUCAAGAAUAUCAAAACCGGCGAUCGAGUGGUGGCCGCAUUCCCAAUCGCUUGUGGGAACUGCAUGAACUGCAAGAAGCAGCUGACUUCGGCCUGCGAACGGACAAACUCCAAUAGCAUUGCAAACGCAUUGUAUGGCAAACGAACAGCCGGCAUAUUUGGAUACAGCCAUUUCACCGCUGGUUUUGCGGGAGGUCAGGCGGAGUAUGUUCGUGUGCCAGAAGGAGACGUCAACCUGCUGCAGCUUCCGGAUGAUGUUCCAUUUGAGAAAGGACUUUAUCUAUCUGAUGUUUUGGCCACCUCGUAUCACUGCGUGACUGAUACAGGAGUGGACAAAGGUGACGUUGUUGCGAUCUGGGGUGCCGGCCCCAUUGGACAGAUGUGUGCCAAAUUCAGUUUCGAUCAAGGUGCCAGCAGAGUGAUUCUCAUCGACGGUGGAGAGGGUGCUUGGAGACUUGACUUUGUCAAGUCCAAGAUCCCGAAGGUCGAGACUCUGGACUUUACCAAAUUGCCAAGGGGAGAGUCGGUGACUUCGGAAUUGAAGAAGAGGGUCCACGGCGGCCCGGAUGUGGCUCUUGAGUGCGCCGCCGGCGAAUAUGCCAAGGGAUGGCUGCAUUACUUUGAGACCCUCCUGGGAAUGGAGACGGACACAUCGGAGAUCUUGAACGAGAUGAUCACAUCCGUCCGGCCUUUUGGGCGAGUGGGCGUCACCGGCGUCUAUGCUGGCUACACCAAUCAUUUCAACGUGGGUGCGAUGAUGCAGACGGGUGUUCGCUUGAUUGGUAACGGCCAGGCACCAGUACAAAAGUACUGGAAGCAUCUGUUGGAGCUCAUCCAGAAAGGUGAAAUCAACCCUCUGGACAUGGUCACGCACCGCAUGCGCCUGGAGGACAUGGAGAAAGUCUACGCGCUAUUUGACAAGCGAGAGGAGGGCAUGCAAAAGAUCUUUGUGCAAACCAGAUUCUCCGCGCCUCCAGCCGCGGGAUCUCCGAGUCUGACAGUAUUGUAA
This is a messenger RNA of Aspergillus fischeri NRRL 181, 1347 nucleotides long. Its product is annotated as zinc-dependent alcohol dehydrogenase. NCBI's taxonomy places the organism in Eukaryota, Fungi, Ascomycota, Eurotiomycetes, Eurotiales, Aspergillaceae. Gene Ontology annotation, molecular function: zinc ion binding; oxidoreductase activity. The record is from RefSeq and is a predicted model, not a curated record. The transcript is spliced from 5 exons. Bases 1 to 1347 code for a protein of 448 amino acids.